AUGUCGCGUUUAGAAGAGUCUUUCAAGAAGCUUUUCCUCAUUUCCCAAAUCCUUUUGAUUUUCCCCUUGAAGCUGGACGAGAACGGAUUCUAUCGUUCUUCUUGGUUAACGACAUGUUGUUCGGCUCAUUUACUGUUUCUGUUCUGCGGCACUAUCUAUGGUUUCAUUAGAAAACCUUUAUACACAACAGGCGCGUCUUUAGCCGAUCUAGUUUUAGCUAUCCAGCAACUUUCGAUGAUGGUCAGUUUAAUUUUAUCCUUUGUUUGCUAUUCGUUAUCGACAAAUCGCCUGACUGUCGUUCUUCAAGAUCUAAAAGGCAUCGACUCUCUUCUGUUUGAUUACUUUGCUAAAUUUGAUAAAUGUGUCUCUUUUAAAAACACGUGGCUCUACGGGAUCUUCGCUGUGGUUGUUGGUGUGAUGGACGAAUUGGCGUACCAGGACGAAGUAUUCUCGACUUUCCUGCUCUACUGGACUUUCUUCCUGACACUCGAUUUUAAACCAACAAGUCGAAGGAUUGAUGAACCGCAAGCUCCCUCCAUUGAUGAUUCUCGUCAGACUAACCAAGAUCUGCAGGCGGCUGUCGGAGUGCGUCGUCAUGGCAAAUGA
Messenger RNA from Nezara viridula (southern green stink bug), 606 nucleotides. The record is from the annotation of a GenBank genome assembly. NCBI's taxonomy places the organism in Eukaryota, Metazoa, Arthropoda, Insecta, Hemiptera, Pentatomidae.